UCAUAAAGCAAUUAGAGGGGUUUGGCUCAAAACGGCAUUUAGCCCUGAAACGAACGUAUCGAGGGUGUGCGCCCAAACGUGCCGCAAGCAAGCCUUUUCUCUUAGAAAGUUCCAUCCGCGAUUCGCAAACCAGGAAGAAACGGAGCGACCACAACGAAACUUCGAUUGCAAAUAGACAUGGAGGAGGAGCUGACUGCACAAGAAACGGCGCUGUAUGAUCGGCAAAUCCGUGUAUGGGGUGUCGAUGCACAAAGAAGGCUGAGCAAAUCCCAUAUCUUGGUCAGUGGAAUGAAAGGCACUGUUGUUGAGUUUUGCAAGAAUAUUGUUUUAGCAGGAGUUGGAAGCUUGACCUUGAUGGAUGAUCGUAUGGUCACAGAAGAUGCCCUAUUGGCAAACUUCUUAGUUCCUCCUGAUGAGAAUAUUUAUAAUGGGAGAUCUCUUGCUGAGGUCUGUUGUGAAUCUUUGAGGGAUUUCAAUCCAAUGGUCCGUGUGUCAGUAGAAAAAGGUCAUUUGUCAAGCUUUGAUGGAGAGUUCUUUGACAAGUUCGAUGCUGUAGUUGUUGCGUGUUGCUCUCUUGCAACUAAAAAAUCAAUCAAUGAAAAAUGUCGGAAGAGACCAAAGCGGAUCGCGUUUUAUACUGUUGAUUGUCGGGAUUCAUGUGGUGAGAUAUUUGUGGAUUUGCAGAACUACACCUACGCCAAGAAAAAGCUUGAUGAUACUGUUGAGUGCCAUUUGGAGUGUCCAAGCCUUGAGGAAGCAUUAGCACUAAGUUGGAGUGGCCUUCCUAAGAAAACGGCAAAGCUGUACUUUGCGAUGAGAGUGAUAGAAAAGUUUGAACUUGUUGAGGGACGCAAUCCUGGUGAAACAUCUAUUACAGAUCUUCCUAGAGUUUUGCAGCUGAGGAAGGAGUUAUGUGCAGCACAGUUGUUGAAUGAAUCUCAAAUCCCAGAUAAUCUCCUAGAGAGGUUGUUAGCGGGCACACAAGAACACCCAGCCGUUUGUGCUAUCAUUGGAGGGAUUCUUGGCCAGGAAGUAAUCAAAGCUAUUUCGGGCAAAGGAGAUCCUCUGAAGAACUUUUUCUUCUUCGAUGCUGCUGAUGGAAAAGGCAUUAUAGAAGACAUAUCCAAACCUAGCUGAAGUUUAUAGUUUUAGCAGUAGAAAAACCCGAUGAUAUGUCUGAGAUGAUGACAUUUUUAUGUUUUACCGCAAAUGAGGUACGUCUCCGACCUAUAUCGAUUGCAAUGGAUUGGUCUUUUUGUUGCACUAUGUUAUUGUUUAUUUCUGGAUUGUGAUAGAUGGUUAGAAAUAGGUUGUGGGUUGGAUGACUUGGACGGUCCAUCCGGUGGGCCUUUGCUUCGGUUUGGAGUGAUCCUAGCGCUCCAUUUUGUUGUCCUGUGUGGGAGUUAAAAAAGCAGAAAGUGUUGUGGA
Molecule: messenger RNA, 1428 nt
Organism: Magnolia sinica
Lineage: Eukaryota; Viridiplantae; Streptophyta; Magnoliopsida; Magnoliales; Magnoliaceae
Product: SUMO-activating enzyme subunit 1B-1-like
Exons: 11
Coding region: 178-1137 (319 amino acids)
Biological process (GO): protein sumoylation
Cellular component (GO): SUMO activating enzyme complex; cytoplasm
Molecular function (GO): SUMO activating enzyme activity
Source: RefSeq, a predicted model, not a curated record